Messenger RNA from Dioszegia hungarica, 1515 nucleotides. RefSeq lists its product as uncharacterized. The transcript is spliced from 6 exons. NCBI's taxonomy places the organism in Eukaryota, Fungi, Basidiomycota, Tremellomycetes, Tremellales, Bulleribasidiaceae. The record is from RefSeq and is a predicted model, not a curated record. Bases 1 to 1515 code for a protein of 504 amino acids.
AUGUUGCCUGUCCGCGCCCUUUCUGAAGCUGGCGCGGGGAUAUUCAUCACCAAGACUGGCGAGCCUUUAUCAAUAUAUGUCGACCCCGCCCUAACAUCCGCUUUGACCAUUACGAACCUCAUAAAGAAACACGGCGGCCUCGUCUGUCCUUCUCCCACCAAUAGCCAGGUCCUCAUCAUCAGUCCUGUAUCGACCGGUAUCUUCGACGGGCACUGCCACCCGCUCUGGCUCCCUCUCUCCCAGCGGCUGAGACAUCGGAGACGCGUACGCGCGGGCGGAAGGGAGAAGUGGAAGGAAGGGGUGAUUGUUCAGGAAGAAUGGGCUGGGGAGUGCGUGCGCAGGGGGAGGGUUCUAGGGGCGGAGGAUGAUUGGGGUGGGUACCAGAAGGGAGGACCCCCGGUCACUUCCUCAGCUCCGACUACAACCUCAGCAAUCCAUCCAGCUGUCUUCGAUCUCAGCCUGCUCCGAAAGCGUUCCGCCACUCUGCCGGGCGACCGUAUUCUGGGAUCCACAUCAUCUGCUGCCCCAACCGCAGAGAUCGCCGAAUCCCCUCCUGAUCACAACACGUCCGUCUCAUCAUCGGGGACUCUAAGCGGUACUGCGUCCGACCCAAAGACAGCGCCGAAGCGUGCAUUCUCGGUGAUGACCAGCGGUACACCCGAAGCGGGACCAUCUACUUCCCUCGCUGUUUCACCGCCCAUGCCACAAGAUGAAGUGUUCAAGAAGAUACGGGUGCAAACUCCUCUGGUACUCGAUGAGAUGAUGGGCCGCGCGCACCCACAUGGCCUGAAGGACGGCCAGGACAGGAUUACAGUGCAUCGACUUUUGGGCGAGAUGUACCCGUAUAGUAAGAAGACAUGGGCAAAACUCUAUAGGUCCUGGCGCAUGCAGGACGGUCGGUUCGCCCAAGGUCGCCUACCAGAUGGUGAUUACAUGAAGCAUAUCGACAUCCUCGACCCUCUGCUGCCGUUCAUUCGCCAAGGCGUCUCGGUAGACGAUCUCGCCACUGGGUUGGCCAUCGACUCGCCUUCGACGACGCAGUCAGGGUGGCAGGUUAGAAUCCGCGCUUGGUUACGUACCUUACCGCCUAAUGACCCGGUAUUGCAGUCGGAAGUGCGGAAGCGCGCGGCGGACAAACGGAGAUUGGAGGUGUCCAAGAUCUUCAAGGUGUCGUAUGACGUGCCGGGUAUCAACGCAGAGGUUGUCGGCGCAGAAUUGUCUGACACUUUUCCAUACAGGCCUCAGGCUAUCGCAGUAUAUUAUCGCGAGUGGAGAAUCCGAGCCCCUCGCUUCAGGUUCAUACCCCACGAGUUCCAAUCGACGAUCCCCAUUCGCCCUCCGCAAGACCCGACAGAUUGGCUGGGCUCAGAGGAUGCGGCAGACUCGACAUCGCAGCGGAAGGCUAAGUCCCUAGUAAGGUCAAUGAGCGCGGCGGGGUCGGAGAUCGCGAGGGAUGAGGGGACGGAGGUGGUGUAUCUCGACUUUGGCUCUGAGGAGGAUGAGAAUGACUACUAG